AUUAAUUUUUUCUUUUCCCUCUCUCUUCUUUCUAAACUAAGGGUUUAGCUCUCACAGGAACUCACGCACCUCAUCUCCAUCGCAGUACACCGCACGGGAUCGCACCGCACCACCGGACCUGCACCGUUCCGCUGCACCUGCACUGCACUGCACAGCCGAACCUACGCUGCGUCGUUGCGCCUGAAACUUCGUCGUGGACGAGAGGAGUUGCAACGCGGAACAACGGAGCUGAUAUAUCGAAGGUGGUGAAAUAGGUCAGCGUUUUCGAUCACGAAAUAGGUGCUUGAUAUGCAGAUGAUGAAGAAGAAGAAAUCAGAUGUAGAAAGGCAGCAGGACGACUACAAUGAAUUUAAGAGCAAUGCAGAUAAAGAUGAUAGUCAAGACAAAAAGGAGGAGAGGAAGAAGAAAAAACUGAGUGAAGAAGGUAAAAGUAAGGAGUAUAAUGAAUUUGAAAGAAAUGAAGCUGAAGAUGAUGCCCUAAGUAAGAAGAGGAAGAAGAAAAAAUUGAGUACAGAAAGCAAAAGUAAGGAGUAUGAAGUCUUUGAAAAGAAUGAAGGUGAAGGUGAUGCCGAAGGUGAAGGUAAGGAGAGGAAGAAGAAAAAACUGAGUGAAGAAGACAAAUGUAAGGAGUAUAAUGAGUUUGAAAACAAUGAAGGUGAAGAUGAUGCCCUGGGUAGGAAGAGAAAGAAGAAAAAAUUGAGUAAAGAAAGCAAAAGUAAGGAGUACAAUGUCUUUGAAAGGAAUGAAGGUGAAGUUGAUGUCAAAGAUAAGAAGAAGAAGAAGAAAAACAAACUGAGUGAAGAAGCCAAAAGUAAGGAGUAUAAUGAAUUUGAAAGCAAUGAAGUUGAAGACAAUGCCCAAGGUAAGAAGAAAAAAUUGAUUCAAGAAAGCAAAAGUGAGGAGUAUAAUGUUUUUGAAAGGAAUGGAGGUGAAAGCCAUAUCGAAGGUAAGAGGAAGAAGAAAAAGCUGAAUAAAGAAGGCAAAAGUAAGGAGUAUAAUGAAUUUGAAAACAAUGAUGGUGAAGAUGAUGCCCAAGGUAGGAAGGGGGAGAAGGAAAAAUUGAGUAAAGCAAGCAAAGGUGAGGUGUAUAAUGUCUUUGAAAGGAAUGAAGGUGAAGAUGAUGCCAAAGGUAAGAGGAAAAAGGAGAAGAAAAGAAAACAUUGUGAAGAAAGCAAAACUGAGGAGUAUAAUGUCUUUGAAAGGAAUGAAGGUGAAGAUGAUGCCAAAGGUAAGAAGAAGAAGAAGAAGAAAAGAAAACAUGGUGAAGAAGGCAAAAGUAAGGAGUAUAAUGAGUUUGAAAACAAUGAAGGUGAAGAUGAUGCCCAAGGUAAGAAGAGGAAGAAGAAAAAAUUGAGUAAAGAAGGUGAAGAUGAUGUUGAAGGUAGGAAGAGUAAGAAAGGAAAAAUGAUUGAAGACGGCAAAAGCAAGGACAAAAAUAUGAUGACAAAGAAUAAAGCCAAGGCAGAUAAUGGCGACUCUCCUAAUCCUGCAAACAGUGGAUUAUCCAAACCCAAACGGGUAACUUUUUCUGAUGAAGUGGAGGUUUGUUGUGAUGGUUUAGUUCGUGGGAAACGGUUCACACCAGAAGAAGAUGAGCAGAUUAAAUCUGCUGUUUAUAAUUUUAUAGAGUCUCGUGGUUUGGGAGAUGAAGGUCUAGAUAUGGUUCUCCAUUGCAGGGCUCAUAGGGAAGUUAGAUAUUGUUGGAAGGAAAUUGCAGCAGCCUUACCCCACAGGCCACUUUAUAGUGUGUACACUCGUGCCCAUAUUUUGUUUGAAAGGAGUGAGAAGCGAGAGUGGACACCUGAAGAGUAUGAAUUUUUACGGAAGGUGAAGGAACAGCAUGGAUCUAAUUGGAGACAAGUAGCGGAUGCAUUGGGCAAAAAUCGAAUUCAUGUAAAGGAUGCAUGGCGCAGAGUGAAAUUAAGUAAUACAAAUAAAGGACGAUGGACCCAAGAGGAGUAUCAAAAGUUAUUUGAUUUAGUGAACCUGGACCUACGUGUGAGGGCUUCACAGGGUUAUAGAAAAUCAAAACAUGGUAUGUUACGAGAUAAUAUUGGUUGGGAGGCAAUUGGUGAGAAGUUGGUCAGUAGAAACUCCGUGAGCUGCUGCCACAAGUGGUAUGAUAAAUUAAGAUCACCCAUGGUUGCUGCUGGUGCAUGGAGUGAUACCGAUGACUAUCGCCUUGUUGAUGCUUUAUAUAAUUUGGAUGCCUGCUGCAUGGAGGAGGUGGAUUGGGACCAUCUGCUUGAGCAUAGGACUGGUGAGGCAUGUAGAAAACGGUGGAACCAAAUUGUCCGAUAUAUUGGAGACCAUGGAGGGAAGUCAUUUGCUGAGCAGGUUGAGAUUCUUGCAAAAAGAUAUUGCCCCGACUUAUUGGAAGUAAGAGAGGCAUUUGAUGCAAAACCUUUGGUUUGUUGAGAUUAUUGUUUUUAAAAAUGUAUUGAUUUAUGAUUAUGUUCUUGUGGGAUCAUCCAACACAUCAGAAACUGUAUUCUAUUUGCAGUUAGUUUUUAGUAGUGUUUUCUUAUAUUGAACUUUACCUUGCAAGUUAUUUGAGAAUGCUACUUAUCGCUGGUUGUUGGA
Vigna unguiculata (cowpea) is the source of this 2583-nucleotide messenger RNA. RefSeq lists its product as uncharacterized. NCBI's taxonomy places the organism in Eukaryota, Viridiplantae, Streptophyta, Magnoliopsida, Fabales, Fabaceae. The record is from RefSeq and is a predicted model, not a curated record.